Molecule: messenger RNA, 700 nt
Organism: Vigna angularis (adzuki bean)
Lineage: Eukaryota; Viridiplantae; Streptophyta; Magnoliopsida; Fabales; Fabaceae
Product: rapid alkalinization factor
Exons: 1
Coding region: 194-544 (116 amino acids)
Source: RefSeq, a predicted model, not a curated record
CAAAAGCGUAAAUAAAGAGAGUAGAUUGUCUUUUUUCAAAGAUCGGAGAGAGGGUUUAAAGUUUGAAACUUGCAACUCGCUGUGUGCAUUUCAUCGCGUGGGUUGAAUUCGUUUCGUUUGGAAAUCAAAAGGAAAAGAAAAACGCAGCAUUCCCGAAUUGAGCAAGGAAAGGGAAAAGAGAAGCCUCUGAUCAAUGGCGAAGUCCAGUUCCUUAGCUAUGGCGGUGAUCUGCGCCGCCGCAAUACUGGUGGCUAUGAGUCGGUGGCCGACAGCCGAGGGAGGCGGGGACCACCACCUGGGAUUGAGAUGGGCUUCCACGUGCAGGGGGUCCAUCGGGGAGUGCCUGGGAGGGGAGGAGUAUGAGUUGGACUCAGAGAUCAGCCGGCGCAUCUUAGCCACCAACAAGUACAUAAGCUACGGUGCGCUGCAGAGGAACACUGUUCCCUGCUCUCGCCGCGGCGCCUCCUACUACAAUUGCCAACCAGGGGCUCAGGCGAACCCUUACAGCCGCGGUUGCAGCGCCAUUACGAGGUGCAGAAGCUGAAUUUUCUUUUUCUUUUUGUCCAAUGUGCUUUCUUGUUGUUAUAUAAAUUUAUUUGUUAUUCGUCAACAUUUGUGUUCAUCCAUUUUCGUAUUGCUAUUGUCAGAAUACUCUGCCUCCUCUUAAAUCUUAAUACCAGUAUUAUUGUUAUUAUUUGGA